Molecule: messenger RNA, 742 nt
Organism: Bradysia coprophila
Lineage: Eukaryota; Metazoa; Arthropoda; Insecta; Diptera; Sciaridae
Source: RefSeq, a predicted model, not a curated record
UCAAAAUUAAACAAAAGGAAAACACCAACGGCACAAGAGCAGCUGUGUAGAUUUUAUUCUAAAAAUUUCUCUGGCGCAAGGCAGAGGAUAAAAUUGAUUGUAAAAUGGAAGUGGAUACUGGAGAAGAAGAAUUGAUGUAUGCAACCGAAGUUAGACGUCGGUUAUUGGAUUUAUUCAAGAAUAUGGUCAACAAAAUAACGUCAGCGAAUUUCGAUGAAAUCUUCAAAAAAUUUGAGGAAAACGAUGCCGUCGUUACGAACGUUGAUCAAAAUGUCGAUACAUUCAAAGCGAAUUUGUAUCGAAAUAUCAGCGAAAACUUCAAGGAUAUGUGGCAUUUGCAAGAGAUCGACCUUCAACUGAAUGCACUGAAGUUCUGCAAAGAGAAGUGCAAAAAUAACACCACGUCGUGGCGACCGACCGGACAAACACCGGAAGCUCAAACAAAGUAUCUACGGAUUCAUUACUUGAGAAAGAAAAUAGCGUUCGUUGAUAAUGCGAUAGCUGCACAGCAUAAAAGUUUUGAAAAUUUAAGCAGCGAAGUCUUAACAAAACGAAGUCGUAUAGGUGCACUCAUCCAGAGGCGUACUAUUCUUGAAGGAGAAAUGAACAUGAGGAUGGAAAUGAUCGAUAAAAAUACUGCCCUCGAAUCUAGUAAUCAAAAAGAUCAUAGUUGAUAAAUGCAGAUGCGAUUGUCUCGGAAAUUAUGAUUUAAAUAAAAUCUUGUGAUAAAACUGCUGCUCAA